AUGAACGGCAGUCCAGCGCAAAGGAAAGGACGCGAAUUUACACCGUCAUCAUCAACAAUUGAGGAGGUUUUUAUCCAACUGGAUUACGACAACAAAACGCAUGACAAUGGCCCAGAUUUCCACGCCAACAUUCCCAACUCCGUUGCCGACGGAGAUGAUGCGUCCAGCUCGCCGUCGACUCUCCUUGCCAAAGGAAAGAUCCAGAUGCAGAACGAUGUGACUGCGCACGCGCACGGAGGAGACUCGCAGUCGGCGAGUGAGACGGAAGAGGAGCGGGAGCGUCCUAGUCGGCUCAAGGCUCGCGUGAAGAAGCUGUCUGUGAGCCUCAAUCAGCCGCCCCUCCAUGUGUGGGAAUCCGCGGAUCGGAAGACCAAAGCCCAGGUGGUGGCGGCAGCAGCUGCUGCAGCUAGUGUAUCCCUCAGUGGUGACAAGGGGAAGCAGAUCCACGCAGACAAGGCAGACGCCACACCUUUCGGAGCGGGGCGAUCGGCAGCGGCGGCAGCAGCAGCAGCAGCGUUCCAGGUGGACCCCAUGGUGCUGGAGGCGUGGGAUGCGCUGCGCGUGUCUCAGGUGCUCUUCCGCGGCCGCCCUGUGGGCACCAUCGCUGCCCUGGACCCCUCUGAAACGGCUCUUAACUACGACCAGGUGUUCGUGCGUGACUUCGUCCCCAGUGCGCUCGCAUUCCUCAUGAACGGAGAGGCGGAGAUUGUGGAGAAUUUCCUUCUCAAGACGCUGCGACUGCAGCAAUCCUGGGAGAAGCGGGUGGACGUGUUCACGCUGGGAGAGGGCGUGAUGCCAGCGUCGUUCAAGGUGCUGCACGACAGCCAUGUGAAUCAUCCCACCUGCUACCUCCUGUGCCCUCAUCCCUCACUCUAUCCCACCGCAGCAAUCCUGGGACAAGCGGGUGGACGUGUUUACCCUAGGGGAAGGUUUCAUGCCGGCGUCGUUCAAGUGGACGUGUUCACGCUGGGAGAGGGAGUCAUGCCAGCAUCGUUCAAGGUGCUGCACGACAGCCGGCGGGGCGUGGACACCAUGAUGGCUGACUUUGGGGAGAGCGCCAUUGGGCGAGUGGCGCCUGUGGAUAGCGGCUUCUGGUGGAUCAUCCUGCUGCGGGCCUAUGUGAAAGCCACUGGUGGGUGCGCUGCUGUUUUCCCGGACGCCAUUGGGCGCGUGGCGCCUGUGGAUAGCGGCUUCUGGUGGAUUAUCCUGCUGCGGGCCUAUGUCAAGGCCACUGGUGACCAGUCUCUUGCGGACUCCCCGGACUGCCAGCGUGGCAUGCGGCUCAUUCUCAGCCUGUGCCUGGCGGAUGGGUUUGACACCUUCCCCACGCUGCUGUGCGCGGAUGGAUGCUCCAUGAUCGAUCGACGCAUGGGCAUCUACGAGUACCCGAUAGAGAUGCAGGCCAUGUUCUUCAUGGCGCUUGGAGUUUACUCGCGCUGCCUGCUGCAUCCGGACCUGCCACAGUUUGAGUUUACUCAAAACUCCUUACACUCACUCCAAACACUCCGUUCCCAUCCGCAGGGCAUUUAUGGAUACCCGAUAGAGAUCCAGUCCAUGUUCUUCAUGGCGCUGCGCGUGGCGCGCUGCCUGCUGCGCCCUGACCUGCCGGAGAACAAGGAGCUGCUGGAGCGCAUUGACAAGCGCCUCAUCGCGCUCUCCUACCACAUGCGCACCUACUUCUGGCUGGAUCACGAGCAGCUGAACUCUGUGUACCGGUACAAGACAGAGGAGUAUUCCCACACCGCAGUGAACAAGUUCAACGUCAUCCCCGAGUCCAUCCCCGACUGGCUCUUUGACUUCAUGCCACUCAAGGGAGGUUACUUCAUCGGGAAUGUCUCGCCUGCACGCAUGGACUUCAGGUGGUUCGCCCUUGGGAACUGCAUGGCCAUUGUAUCCUGCAUGGCGUCACCAGAGCAGGCAGCAGCAAUCAUGGACCUGAUAGAGGAGCGCUGGGACGAGCUGGUGGGCGAGAUGCCUCUCAAGAUCGCUUACCCUGCUCUUGAGAACCAUGACUGGCGGAUCACCACUGGCUGCGACCCGAAGAACACCCGAUGGAGCUACCACAACGGUGGCUCAUGGCCAGUGCUGAUUUGGAUGCUCACUGCUGCGAGCAUCAAAGUGGGUCGCCCUCACGUGGCCCGGAGGGCCAUUGAAGUGAUUGAGAGGCGCCUUGCCAAGGACGGCUGGCCCGAGUAUUACGAUGGGAAGCUGGGAAGGUAUGUUGGGAAGCAGGCACGGAAGCAGCAGACCUGGAGCGUGGCAGGCUACCUUGUUGCCAAGAUGAUGCUAGAGGAUCCGAGCCAUCUUGGGAUUAUUGCAUUGGAGGAAGAGAAGAAGCUGCAGCAGCCUGCCCUCACACGUUCUCGAUCAUGGAAGGUGUAG
Messenger RNA from Closterium sp. Yama58-4, 2382 nucleotides. The record is from the annotation of a GenBank genome assembly. NCBI's taxonomy places the organism in Eukaryota, Viridiplantae, Streptophyta, Zygnematophyceae, Desmidiales, Closteriaceae.